Molecule: messenger RNA, 2172 nt
Organism: Populus euphratica (Euphrates poplar)
Lineage: Eukaryota; Viridiplantae; Streptophyta; Magnoliopsida; Malpighiales; Salicaceae
Product: protein MODIFIER OF SNC1 11
Exons: 6
Coding region: 178-792 (204 amino acids)
Biological process (GO): poly(A)+ mRNA export from nucleus
Cellular component (GO): nucleus
Source: RefSeq, a predicted model, not a curated record
AAGAAUUUGUCCAAAGACAUAUAAGUAGGAUUACCCCCACACCCAUUCUCUUUACAACUGCUCGCUUAUCCCUCGAUUUGCACUCUAACAUCGAGCCAAGCAACAAACAUCUCCAAAUCCAGCCAGAGUCUCUUGCUCCUGCUUUCAACGUGUUAUCUCCCACCUCUAACUCUCUCAAUGGCAACCGAAAAAGAAAAUCCUUCAACUGCCGCCGCCAUCACCGUUGAAGAUAACCCUAGCCAAACCCUAGACACAGCGGUCCCUGCUUCUACCAAGCCAGAUCGAGUCGAAGAUUCUACCAACACUGCAUCAUCUACCGUUGACUCAGCUACAGAAGGGGCUGCGCAGGGCGCCGAUAAUUCAAAGAGCGCUGCCCCGGCCACCGACACUGACAAGAAGAUCCGCCGUGCUGAGCGGUUUGGAAUUACUGUUCAGCUUUCCGAGCAAGAGAAGCGCAAUUCUCGUGCUGAAAGGUUUGGCACUGGAUCACAGGGGCCAGAGUCAGAGUCAGACUCAGUGAAGAAAUCAGAGGAGCUGAAGAGGAAGGCUAGAGCAGAGAGGUUUGGGAUUCCUGUGCCACCCACAGCUACUGCUGAGGAGACGAAGAAGAAAGCUCGUCAUGAAAGAUUUGCACCAGCUCCAGCUCCAAAAAUCGAUGCACUUGAAGAAAACAAAAGGAAGGCAAGGGCUCUCAGGUUUUCACAAAGUUCAUCUGAUUCCCUAUCAAUGAAUGGCAAGGGGGAUCUUGAGCCAAAGGCAGCUAUUGCAGGCAAGGCUGGUGGAGGGUCUUGAAAAGAGAUUUCCUUUGAUAUUUUUUAGGUUUAGUGUUAUAACAUGAGAGAUUCUCUUAGUGGCUUCUAUUCUCAUUUUAAUUUUCCAACAAAAGAACUCCCAGAUGCAGCACUCUUCAUUCUUGGAUAAUUAUCUAAAGGGCAUUGGACAGGAUUUUGGCACUUUUAUUUCAGACUACCUAUUGAUGUCAUUUACCUGGGGCGUAGAGGAAUCAACAGGGACUUUGAGUGUUCACUUUUCUCAAAAUCUUCUAAAAAUAUCAGAAGUUCUGAAUUUUGAAUCUAGGAAAUUUUUUAAUAUUUUAAGCCUGUUUAAAGAAAGUAUCAGUGAUCUUUUUCUGCUAGACUACAUUACCGUGAUAAGGAUGCGUUGCUAGUGUCUUGUAUAGUCAUGAAGCUGCUUAUGCAUGAUUCAAUAUUACAUGAGUAUCGAGUAGAUACUGUGUGUUGCAUCAUAUCAUUCAUGACAUCGAGAUUUCAAACAUGUUUCCUACUUCACUAAGAAUUGGGGAUGGUUCUUAUGACUUAAUAAGUGAUCCAGAGAAUGGGCAAUUAUGAAUACAAUUAUGGAGUCUUAUUUUGGUUGAUGCAAGCAUUUAUCCAUGGACCAUGGUCAUUCAUCAGUCUUUUGCUAUUUAGCGGUCAUUGAAGCCUAUAACCUAAGCAAACAAGCUUUUAGGUAAGCCUGCUAUUUUGAAUUAGAAUAUUGGAGAAAUGCUGCAUUCCUUUUGUUUUGUAUGCAUGUAAAGCACGCAUAUGUUUUCGAUCCUUUGGAGAAACUUCAGUGAACUAGAAUCAGUUUUUAUCAUUUUUUUUUUUUUUAAAUUGUGUUGUUUUUGUUUGUGUUUCAUGCCAUGGCUGCAUUUGAACAUGUUUCCAUAAACCAUGGAUGGAUUGGCUAAGUUCAUCCCAAAUUCCUGUGUUUACACAAUAAUAUCAGGUGUUCUGAUCUGUAAGAUCUGGAUAUAGAUGCAUGUGCUCCUUAAGGCAACAGAGUUUCGCGAGGUGUAAGGCUACUAAAGGAAAUGUUGUCUAGUUAGUUAUUCAGAAUUUCUGAUAUUCUUUCUGGUAUUUUGAGAUCAGUGAACACUCUUUGAAGGUGUUAUUGAUUAUUUUUUUUGGCCUCAUACUGAAUUGCUCUGCAAGGUAGACAACUGGGAAUGGAAGAUAUCUUGAUAACUGGUCUGCUGAUUUAAGUGUAUCCAUUACAACUUGCGAAAACACAGCAUCUGAAGUUCUUGUAAUUGAUAUUUAGGGAUGGAAAGACCAGGAUGAUUGGGAGAAUUUGUAGAAUUUGUUUUAAUUCUUUUGUUUCCUUUUCCAUAUUUGCAAAUUCAUAUAUGUAUUUGGUGUUGAUUUCCUUUUCUGGUGUUGGUGUGAA